AUGUCUUUUGGCCAGACUGAUCUGGCCAGCAUGACAUUUUUAAACAACGCGGCAAAGAUGCGGUCCUGGCUCUCUUUUCUAAGACAAGCAAAAAUAACUGAGCCUACAAUUCACCACUACCUGAGGAAUGUGGCUCAGUUUCUACAGUUUGUAAAUGAAACCCCUCCGCCCACUUGCCGGCUCUCCCGCGUCUCCUUAUUUGGCCUCCGAAGGGAGAUCCAGUCCAUCAUCCGCCCGGUAAGGCGCAGCGUGGCGGUCCACCAGGUGGCUGUGAAACAGGCCAAGGAGGGCCGCCUCAUUUCCAAAGCCACGCUGCGUGCUUGCCGGGAGGCGGCCAAGAAGAGGAUCCCUGAGAUUUUGAAUCGCCUCGAGACAGCAGCGGAUAAGAAAGACCAGUGGUCUUUUUAUGGGCACCUCACCGCGUAUUGGGCCAGUAUUUAUGGACACCGCGGUGGGGUGUUCCAGAACCUUACCAUUAAGGAGGUGGAGGACUCCAGGAGGACCUUAACUGAGGACAAAUUUGUCAUCAACAUAUCGGCCCACAAGACAAACCAGGCCUUCGGUCCCGCCCAGCUGGCCCUUGACCAGGAAGAAUAUGGGUGGCUUCAGCAGUUCAUUUCACUGAGGUCCACCUUGGUGGGUGGCAAAAACGCCCACUACUUUUUUUUCACGUCAAAACUCAGCUCCUGCAGGAACCUCAAUCAGUAUUUUCAGGAGGCUUGGAGAUCGAUGGGCUUGCCUGGGACGCCCACGUUCACCGAUUUGAGGACCUCCAUCGCCACCCACGCGAAGAACACCCACUGCCCAGAGAACAGGCACAAAGUGGCACAGUUUAUGUGCCAUGACACCGCCACGGCUGACAGGUUCUACGCUUUGAACCUCGAUGCAAAGCAGGCGGCGGAACACCGCCACUUGUUUGAGGCAGCCUUGGAAGGUGAGGAUGGGGCGCCAGUGCCUGGGACGCCAAAGCGCCCCGCUAAACCGCGCAAGCGGCCGGCCAGCCUGUCCCCCUCCGCCAGCCUGUUGUCCUCUGCCAGCCCUGGUGAAGCAAGCCCAGAGUCCGGGGAGUCUGUUUCGGAGAGAGACCCGGAAACCCCAGAAAAAAAGAGACGCUUCAACCCGAAGAAGACCUUGGGACAAAAGUUUUCACCGUACGUGCGGCUCUCCCCACUUAAAUCGCCACCGCAGCAACAGGCUGCGCAAAAACUCGUGGGACUGGCAAAAAGGAGACUGAGGGUCUCUCAAAGGCCCCUUUUGUAA
Molecule: messenger RNA, 1260 nt
Organism: Sinocyclocheilus anshuiensis
Lineage: Eukaryota; Metazoa; Chordata; Actinopteri; Cypriniformes; Cyprinidae
Exons: 5
Coding region: 1-1260 (419 amino acids)
Biological process (GO): DNA recombination; DNA integration
Molecular function (GO): DNA binding
Source: RefSeq, a predicted model, not a curated record